AUGAGCCCCAUACCUAAGUCAAACUUAAAACGAAUUCGCGAUAUUCUAUUAGCAGAUGAAAAUGGAAUUAAUAAUGAUGUUAAUGAUAGUCAAGGUUCUGAUUCAGAUAGUGACUCUGAUUUUCUUGCAACUGAAUCAGAUGAUACAUCUAAUAGUGAACAUAUAUCAGAAGAAUCUGAUUUAUCAAAUUCUGAUUUUGAGCAUGGUGAUGUUGUUACAGUUAGUCAACCAGAAACAUUAAAAAAGAACGGUGUCACAUGGUCUGGUCCUACUAUUAAAAUUCAGACAAUUCUUGAUGCUUUUAAACUUUUCUUUACAAAUGAAAUGCUUGAACUAAUUGUUCUUCAUACAAAUCUUUAUGCUAGACGAUAUUAUGAUAAAAAGAUUAGACCACGACAAGAUUCUAAUAACAUACGAUCAGAUUCACAUUUUUGGAAACCAGUUGAUCGUGUAGAAUUAGAACCUCUUAUUGGAUUAUUGAUUCAAUCUGGUGUACAUCGAAGUAAUCAUGAAUUACUUAAUGAUCUUUGGGACAUCCGCCAGAAAAACUACUCUUGUAGAUUUUUUUAA
Messenger RNA from Rotaria socialis, 570 nucleotides. Lineage: Eukaryota; Metazoa; Rotifera; Eurotatoria; Philodinida; Philodinidae. The record is from the annotation of a GenBank genome assembly.